AUGCGUCUUAACUUCCCUCUGGUGCCACGCACUGUGGCCCUAUGUGUGGCAGGAUGCUUUUUGUGGCUGUUGCUGCUGCCGCCGCCGGGCGCAUUUGGCCUGGACAAGAUCCAUGGUGACGCCAACUCGCGUCACCUGUAUGAUUCGGAUGGGCGGACCCGGUUCUUUCAUGGCAUCAACUACGUGAUCAAAAGCUUCCCUUGGUACCCAACGGAGUUGCUCAACCGAACACAUGUGGCGGCGCUGGCCGAGGCAGGGGUAAACGUGAUUCGUCUGGGUGUCAUGUGGAGCGGCGCACAGCCCACCUCAAACGGAUUCAAUCAAACUUACUUUGAUCAGAUCCGUGCCAUUGUCACGACGCUGGCCGACUAUGAGAUCUACACCUUUUUCGAUAUGCACCAGGACGGUUUCAGCAGCCGCUUCUGCCUCUAUGACGGCAUUCCCCUGUGGGUGGCCAAUCGGUCCGUCUCGCGCCACGCCUUUCCGUGGCCACUGAGUGGCGACUGCAGCAGUCGUCCCUGGGCUGAAAAUGAGAUAACCGAGGCUUGUGGGCAAGCUUAUCAGGAUCUGUACGACAACCACGCCGGCAUGCGUGAUGACUAUGUGGCCUUUUGGGUGGAGACGGCCCGUCAGUUCCGCGACCUUCCAGUUUUGGCCUAUGAGCUGAUUAACGAACCCUUCGCCGGCGAUAUCUACGCCGAUCCGUUACUGCUUCUGCCUGGUGAAGCGGGGGCUAAGAACUUGCAGCGCUUGUAUGAUGCCGUAGCCCCUGCCAUUUAUGAAGUGGACCCCACCGCCCUUCUCAUGUACGAGCCCGUGACUUGGGGCAUGAUUUUCAACAACACCAUUGUGGGGUCGGGUUUCGAGCACGUCCCGGGGGGCUCCGUGCACUCCAAUACAAGCAUCCUGAGCUUCCACCUCUACUGCUGGUUGUACGACAUUGGUGCCGGUCAGCCCAACAAUCUGCGCCGCGAGGGCUGCGAGCAACUCUUUGAUCCGCAGGUGUUUGAGGCCGUUUUACACGACAUUGAGACGCUGGGCGGCUCGGCUAUGCUGACCGAGUUUGGAGCCACUACAUGCGAUGUGGAUCGUGGAAGUGGUCGCGAGUGUGGGCGGAUCAUGGACCUGGCCGAUCAAUACGGAUUUUCUUACACCAUGUGGCCCGCUGAUGAGGGUUACUCCGAUCAAACCGGCUGGAACGUAUCGUUUUACCGCGCGCAGGGCUACGAUCGACCUCUGGCCGUGGCUGUGGCUGGGGAGGUGACGACUCUCGCAUUCAAUCACACGGCCCCAGAUGCUCGCUUUGAGCUCUGUUUUGAGCCUGACCCCAAAGUCACGGCUCCAACCAUCUUGUACGCCAGCACUGGCUACUAUCCGCAGGGGCCAACGCUCAGCAUUCCCCCGGGUUUGACGGCGGUUGUCAAUGGCACAACCGUGACCAUCAGUCACGACGCAAACACAACCGUUCUCAUGGAUACACCUGCUUGCGUGGUCAUGACCUCGUACUGA
Monosiga brevicollis MX1 is the source of this 1509-nucleotide messenger RNA. RefSeq lists its product as uncharacterized. Lineage: Eukaryota; Choanoflagellata; Craspedida; Salpingoecidae. Gene Ontology annotation, molecular function: hydrolase activity, hydrolyzing O-glycosyl compounds. The coding region runs from base 1 to 1509 and encodes 502 amino acids. Gene Ontology annotation, biological process: carbohydrate metabolic process. The transcript is spliced from 6 exons. The record is from RefSeq and is a predicted model, not a curated record.